Messenger RNA from Trichogramma pretiosum, 2177 nucleotides. Its product is annotated as zinc finger protein 84-like. The transcript is spliced from 2 exons. Gene Ontology annotation, molecular function: zinc ion binding; RNA polymerase II cis-regulatory region sequence-specific DNA binding; DNA-binding transcription factor activity. Bases 857 to 1924 code for a protein of 355 amino acids. Gene Ontology annotation, biological process: regulation of transcription by RNA polymerase II. Lineage: Eukaryota; Metazoa; Arthropoda; Insecta; Hymenoptera; Trichogrammatidae. The record is from RefSeq and is a predicted model, not a curated record.
CAAGAGCUGAAUUCCAAUGUUUACAAAUUUGUGAAAUCGGGGUAAAGUAUUGGUUGCUCGAAGCGCAUAACCUCGAAUAUAUAUUUCGCAUAUUUCGUGAAAACUCAUAGUGAAUGAUGGAAAGCAGAGAAAAUUCAUUUAAGUAUAGUAUUUUUUUACAUGCCUUUAUAUUUUAUCAAGCGAUAGCUUUAUCAAAUUUGAUUAUUGUUCAGAAUGAAAGAAGAACCGAAUGAUGCUUGGCAGAAUGCAGGUGAUGAUUACAAUUUCAAUUUGAUGGACUCUUGCGAAGUCAAAAAUGUCGAAACAUUCCCGUUUUAUAAAUCACCAACCAAACAUAUGAAUGAGGUUAUGGUGGUACAAGAAAAGGCAGAUGAAAAAAUAUUUAUAGAUUUUGAGUGUAAAGAUCUUAAACCUGAACUCAAGUGUUUAUCGACGAAUAUCUGCAAAACUGAACAUCAUAUUUGCUUACCAAUUGUAAAAAUGGAAAACCAAAUUCAGGAUAAUUACAUUAAUGAGAUUGUACACAUAGAUUUCGAGUGCAAAGAUGUUAAACCUUUAUGGAAAACCAUCUGCAAAUCUGAGGAUCAAAGUAGCUCACCUAUUGUAAAAUUAGAAAAUCAAAUUCAGACUAAUUACUUGGAAGAAAAAAGCUUACAGAUUUUGAGGAAAAAAAAAGGUGAAGGAGGGUUUAGAUUAUUAUGAUAAUGAUCAGUUUCAAGUAAAUCUUUGGUCAAAAAUUAAUGAAUAUAAGGUGGUUAACAUAAUUAGAAAAAAUACACAUCAGAGACAAUAUGAAAAUGAAAUUAACCAUAAAUCAUUAGCUUACAAACGGGACCACAAAACUCACAUAAACGUCAUGCAUGAUCAUAGCAAGCUCUUCGAGUGUGACGUUUGUCACAAAUCAUUUAGUUGCAAAGAUACCUUCAAAUCUCACAUCACUGAUAUAGUACAUCGGAGCAAACCCUUUGAGAGGGAUAUUUGUCACCAAUCAUUUGGACAAAAACAACUGCACCAAAAUCACAUAAUGGCAGUAGAUCAUCGUAUCAAACCCUUUGAAUGUCACAUUUGUCACAAGUCAUUUGGGUACCGGAGUCAUCUUAAAGUUCAUGUUAAAGUAGUACAUAAUCGCAGCAAACCUUUUGAAUGUGACAUAUGUCACAAAUCAUUUGGACAAAAAGGAUAUCUUAAAACUCACUUAGUGACGGUACAUGAUCGAAGAAAACCCUUUGAAUGUGAGAUUUGUCACAAAUCAUUUGGACAAAAUAAUCUCAAAAGACACUUGAAUACAGUGCAUAAUCGUAGUAAACCCUUUGAAUGUGAUAUUUGUCAAAAAUCGUUUGGAGAAAAGAGCUCCCUCAAUAAACACAUAAAUGUAGUACAUAAUUGUAGCAAACCCUUUGAGUGUGAUAUUUGUCACAGAUCAUUUGGACAAACAGCACAUCUCAAAUCUCACACGAGGACAGUACAUAACAGGAGCAAACCCUUCAAAUGUGGGACUUGCCAGAAAUCAUACGGCAGAAAGAGUGACCUCAACAGGCAUAUAAAUUCAGUACAUAAUAGUAUCAAGCACUUUGAAUGUGAUAUUUGUCAAAAAUCGUUUGGAGAAAAGGGUAACUUCAAUAGACACAUAAGAACAGUACAUAAACAGAGCAAACCCUUUGAGUGUGAUAUUUGUCACAGAUCAUUUGGACAAACAGCACAUCUCAAAUCUCACAUGAGUACAGUACAUAACAGGAGCAAACCCUUCAAAUGUGGGACUUGCCAGAAAUCAUACGGCAGAAAGAGUGACCUCAACAGGCAUAUAAAUUCAGUACAUAAUAGUAUCAAGCACUUUGAAUGUGGCAUUUGUCACAAGUUUUAUGGUCGCAAGGGUACUCUCAAUGCUCAUAUAAGAAGAGUUCAUAAACGGAGCAAACUUUUUUAAUGUAAUAUUUGCCAAAAAUCAAGUGGAUUAAAACAACAACUCAAAAUUCAUAUAAAUGCAGUACAUGGUCGUAUCAAACCUUUCAAAUGUGACAUUUGCCGGAAAUCAUUUGGAUAUCAAAGUUAUCUCAAAUCUCACAUAAAAGUAGUGCAUGAUCGGAGCAAGCCCAUCGAAUGAAAUAUUAGUCACAAGUAUAGCCGCGAGAAUAAUGACAGUACACAAUUUUCGCAAACCUUAGAAGUGAGAGUUUUGU